GUUCUGUCGCUAUUUACAUCACUUCGAACGAUUUGCUACGGGGUUCUCUUCACAAUUUUUGGUGCCGUUUCAACUACUGUACUUGGUUUAUUCGUUCUACGAUUUGACACUGAAGACAGAUUCUUCAUUUAUUUGAUUUUUAUUGCAUUUGCGGUCUCCACUUUUUUCAGUGUAUUUCUCACCACUCAUCGUUUGGUAUUCCCGGUUGUUGAAAUGCGGCCUUAUUUUCAACUUGAUUUUAUCAUCAUUCCAGCUGCGAAAAAUCUUCUGGAAAAACGACUUCCGAAAAUCUUAAAAUGGACUGUCAUAAUUGCUGUUCUCUGUGGUAUUGUUUAA
Molecule: messenger RNA, 336 nt
Organism: Gongylonema pulchrum
Lineage: Eukaryota; Metazoa; Nematoda; Chromadorea; Rhabditida; Gongylonematidae
Source: the annotation of a GenBank genome assembly